CUUGAAGGAAAGCCAUCAAGGUCGUGGAGACGAAAAGGGGGCUGUUUUGAACUGCAUCUGCUCGUUAUUUUGAGCUGAGCCCUUUUUUGGUCUGUGUAUUCCUGAUAUGCAAGUACAUAAAUACUUACUGGAGUCUGUAAAAUAAACAUACUUCUGCGCUCUUCCUUAUUUGUUGUGAAGUUUCAGAGAAAUACUGUACAUAAAGUGAAUCGAAUCGCUCUCAACAUCUAGAGGGAUGUCAGAGGAAGUCCAGCAUCUUUGGAGCAUUUACUGAUGGAUAACUCGAGUUGCUCCAACGUUCAGUUAUGUCAAAGUGUUGAUAAUCAGUUGCAAAUUAGUGUCACAGAAGAACUCACAUCCCUACAUUCGUACGAAAAAACAAUCCCUAAUCAUCCUGAUCAUUCACCUCAGCUGGAAGUAGUCAAUCAUCCAAAUCAUACUAUUCCGAGUCACAUAUCUGUGAUUGAUUCGAAAGACCAAAAUCAUAAUAGUACGAUUGUUGAAGACGACAAUUUUGUGGUGGAUAUUGAACUAAUCAGUCUUACCAGUCAACGACAGUCGAUCCCACGUUAUCGUCUUCGAGUGGAUCCAUGUACUGCCUUUUUAGGUUAUAAAAACAAGGAUUUCAGAUCUGCUAGACGAAUUACUCGUGAUUUUCCUAGUAAAUAUCUGUCCAAAUCACCAACUGAGCUAACCACAAUAGGAUACAUUGGUUCUGAUACAACCAAUUCUCUGCAUAAAACAACUGAUAAGAAUUUGGAGGAAGACCACUCUGAAGAGGAAGACGAAGAAGGCGACACCCUCAGUUUAACAGAAGAACAGAUCGAAAAUACUCUUGAUUAUUUUAUUCUUUGUGGCUUGAGAGUUAGUCAAAUGACUCAUACUUACGAAGAUUUGGAUGCAAUUACAAAAUUGUUGGAAGAAAAACAAACAGAUCUUGAAUUGGCAGCGAAAAUUGGUAAAAAUCUACUAGCGAAAGUGCAUGACCUUCAGUCAAGAUUAUUGGAAGCCGAAAAAAGUGUAAACGAUCGUGAUGAAGUAAUUAGCCAAUUGAACCAUAAUCUCACAGUGAAAGAUAACCUACUACGUAUAUUCCUAAGAGAUUCCGGUCAAAUUACUGAUAUAAAUGACGAUCAGUCUAGCAUAGUAUCCAGUGGCCGUGUAUCACCUGUUCGCAGUCAUCAGGGAUUAUCGUCUAGUGCCGGUGGAGGCAACGGAUUUUGCUUGUCUUCAGUCAACUUUUCGCAGUUGCAUAAAAAACUUGAAGAUUUAGAAGAAGAAAAUAAUCUACUACGUCAAGAGCGUAAUCGAUUGUCCGCUACUGCAGAUAAAUUAGAUGAACAUGAAACUGUGUUAGUUCGAGAUUGUACACGUGAAUUAAUUGCCGCGAAUAUGCGUAUAGAUAAUUUAUCAGAUGAAUUAGUUAAAAAAGCUGAUGCCUACAUGAAUCAACAAUCUGAAAAUACGCGUCUACUAACGAGAAAUUUAGAUUUAGAAAAUCGUGUCAGACAGUUAACAACAGAAAAUGAAAUGUUAGUAAGUCGACUGAAUGAAUUACAAAUGUCAUAUUCGUUACUGGCAAGUGAAUUGAAAACGUCACGUGAUAAAUAUGAUGAGUGCUUAACACUUUAUAAUGAAGCUAGGUCUGAAAAUCGUACCUUACGUAAACGUUCUCGUCGUGGUUACUAUCGUCCUAAUUCACUUAUACCGAGUAAUUCUCUAUUGAAUAAUUCAGUAUUACCCACAAUGCCAUCUUCCUAUUCAAAUGGAGCUGCUUUAACCCCACAGUCAGAUCCGAAUCCUUUCUAUGAUUGCCAUCGUUCGUGUUUAUCUGGUUAUCAGGUAGUUAGCGAUGGUAGUACAUCUUCUCUGGAUAUGUUGACUACACGAAAUCCGGAUUCAGAGCACUUGGAAUCUUCGCUAGCUGUAGAAAUAAAAGAAACUGCAACAGAUAAUAUGAAACAUUUACUUCGAGCAAUGGAUCAAGUUCGUCAUACGCGUACACUCAGUAGUAGUGCUCCUUCCACUGCUGGUAUCACAGUUAAUUCUAAUAAUGAUAGUAACAAUAAUCAUAAUAUUGUUUUAAUUGAAUCAGGUGUGGAAGAUACCAUGUCUAGCAGUGGUUUUAUUAGUGGAUCAGAACCUUCAAGUAAUCUUCACAAGCAUCAGUUCCAUAGAAGUGAACAAAACUCAAAUUCUGAAAGUCCAUAUUUAACUAGACCACUUAUUUCAAACUAUCUCAGUCCUAUUCAUUUGUUAGAUGCUGAAAAAAGUAAAUCCAACGAAUUAAAUCGUCACGUUCAACAACCUACAAAUCCGAAUUAUUUAUUGGAGUCCGAAAAACGUCAUAGUUGGUUUGAUUGUGGUGUAACCUGUAAUUCAUCAUCUGACAAAGGAUAUUAUUCAAUUCGUGAUAGUGGAAUGAAUUUUCAGAACAGCUUUGAUGAUAGUCUACUAUCGUAUAAUCGAAAUGUAGUGUGCAGUUGUAAAUCAUAUCGGAAUCUGCCUCAACGUUUGAAGCUGAUUAAACCAAUAGAUGGUUCUAAUGUUCUUCAACAUUGGCAGCAUUUAGCUACUCCUAGUUUUACCCGAGCACUUUUUGAAGCCCCACUACCUGGAGUUCAAAGUCGUGCUGGAGUAUCCGAUUCAACGAACGUAAACUGUCCGACAUUGGUUAACACUACUGACUCUCGACAUCAUCCUGUUUCAGUGGGAUCAUCACCUAUUUCAAGCAGUUCCCGAGUUCAACUUGAAUGCAGUAAUAGUUUGACUGCUCAUUCAUCUUCGGAUGUACCACAAGUUCAACCAAAUAUGAAAUCAGCUGAAGAAUCAUUAAAAAAGUGUGCUGAUAUAAAACGAUUCGGAUCAGAUUCACCAACAUGUUUUCUGAAUAAUCAAUUUAGAACACGAUCAUUAGAUCAUCUAGUAAUAGGACCGUCAUCUUCAACGUACAGAGAUAGAAUUAGUAACAAUACUAAUAAUAACGAAUCUAUCCAGUUUCAUCAAUCUUUUGAUCAUGUAAAAAGAAACGAAUCAGCAUCAUCAUAUCUUUCCUCAUUCUCGGUAACCUCAUUGGUGUCUGCUCUGUUACCGUUCGCUACUACCAUUCUGCCUUCUGCAUCAUUAUCCGAUAAGAGAGGUGUUUCGGUCAACAAUGAAACAACAACAAAAACAUCACACAAUGAAUUGACACGUUUACGAUUGAAGUAUCCAUCAUCAUCGACAACCGGUUUGGAAGGUUUACUGGAUGUAAAUACCAAAGAUACCGAUUUGUCAGAAUCAUUGUUACACAGAACGUCAGCCUCCAAAUUAAUUGAUCGCAGUGGAUUAUCUUCCAAUAACAAUGUACCGAAUUCAGUUGUCCUUCCAAAUCCUCAGCCUCCAACACUAAUUUCUACUGGUGUUAGUCGUGGUUCUGUUUCACAUUCACGUCCAGUGCGUACUAGUAACUUGACAGAAAUCACAGAAGAGUCUGGUUCACCACCGAAACCAGAAAAUGGUCAACAGCCAUUGUCGUCUUCGGAAAAGUAAGAACAGUCAAUAUGUUAUGGUGUUAGUUCCAAAAUGGUCGAAAAAUUCAAAGUAGUAGAUUAAUUUUUGAUGGAGUUAACAAUGACCAGUUGUUGUGAGAUUGUUACAUAAUAAACAUAAAGAAUGAAGAAUUUCUUGUUGUAUCAUCUGUGUAUCUGUUCCAUAUGAAAUUUUAGUCUUUCAGUUAUAUAAGUUCUUGUCAGUAUACACUGCGUUUUCUCAUAACAUAUUUUUACUGUAGUGGUGCCUGUUAAUCAUGCAUAAACACAUAUAUUACGUUAUGAAAAGUACAGCUGCAUUAAACGUAAUAAUUCCCAUAAGAUAAGUGGGGCCAGAAUCUGAUUAUUUAUCUUUUAUUGGACAUUGUUUUCUUCUUUGAUCUUUUUAUUUCCUCACUUUGAUUUAACGUUUGUUUUGUCCGGUGUAGUUUGUUCUUUUCAACUGAUAUUCUACUACUUUCUUAUGUGUUGUUUUUCCGUUAUAUUUAAUGCUUGUGUUUUUCUAUCUUGGCUCAUUCCCACUCUAUUGUUGUCUUUUUGAAAUUAUAAUAUUUUUCAUUUCAUUAUAUAAGAUUGAUAAUUAUCCUAGUAGAAGAGCGAUGAUGAAUUAUGCCAAGUUUGAUCAUCACAGAUUACGUUGAGAAAAAAAACCACCAUUGAUUCCGAUCAAGUAUAGUUUUACAGAAAAAAAACAAUAUUUGUAAUCAGUGCUGUGGUUUUAAGAAAGAUUCUCAUUGCAGCUGGUUGCAUUUUGUGGCUUUUCUGGUUGUUGAAACGUGUUAGUAGUUACGUGUAUGCUUAUUUCACAUUUUUUUACUUCAUAUAUAACCCAGUGACAUUAUUUUAGAUUCUUUUUUUUUACAAAUAAAAUAGAUCAUUAAAAUUA
Messenger RNA from Schistosoma turkestanicum, 4416 nucleotides. Lineage: Eukaryota; Metazoa; Platyhelminthes; Trematoda; Strigeidida; Schistosomatidae. The record is from the annotation of a GenBank genome assembly.